AUGGCAGCGCCCUCCGAGGACGUGGAGAUGGUGGACGCCGCCCGUCCAGGGGCAUCGCCCCCCGAUGCCAAGCGCGGGCGCUUCGCGUCGCCGCCAAGCACCGAGGGAUCGCAGCUGCCCUGGGUGGAGAAAUACCGGCCCUCGUCGCUCGGGGAGUUGGUCGCGCACGAGGACAUCAUACGCAUGAUCGAGCGCAUGAUGACCAAGAAGCAGCUGCCGCACAUGCUCCUCCAUGGCCCCCCAGGCACGGGCAAGACCUCCACCAUCACGGCGCUCGCGAAGACUAUGUACAGGGAGAAGUACAAGUCCAUGACCCUGGAGAUGAAUGCCUCGGACGCGCGCGGCAUCGACGUGGUGCGGGAUCAAAUCAAGACCUUCGUCAGUGUGAAGCAGCUAUUCAACUCUGGAAGUACUGAGGGGCAGCCCAAGCUCGUGAUCCUCGAUGAGGCGGACAACAUGACGCAAGCCGCGCAGUUUGCCCUGCGACGUAUGAUUGAGCAGUACGCUCCGAACGCCCGCUUCAUCCUCAUCUGCAACUACAGCAGCAAGAUCAUCCCCGCGCUGCAGUCCCGGUGCACCAAGCUGCGCUUCGCGCCGCUGCUGGAGGAGCAGAUCUUGGGGCGCCUGAAGCACGUGGCGCGCUGCGAGGGCAUCGACCUCAGCGACGACGGGGCCCAGGCCAUAGUGCAGGUCGGGGCCGGCGACAUGAGAAAGGUGCUCAACAUCUUCCAGACCACGUCCAUGGGGCACCGAGGCAGAGUGGAUGCCGCCGCCGUGUACGAUUCCACAGGCGUGCCUCCCCCAGAGGACAUCGACAGGUUCCUGCGGACGCUGCUGAACGGCGCCGUGACCUACGCCGCUGGCCUGCAGAGCCUGCAGGAGCUGCUCCGGGAGAAGGGCUAUGCCCUCGACGAUUUUCUGCAGCUGAUGCACGGCAGGCUCGUCGUGCAGGAGAUACCUGCGAACCAGCGGCUCCCCCUGAUCGCUGCCCUGGCGGACAUCGACUACAGGCUAAAGCAGGGCUGCAGCGAGCGUCUGCAGCUGGCCGCCAUCGUCGGCGCCUUCCACGAGGCCCGCGCGGCGGUCGCCUGA
Prorocentrum cordatum is the source of this 1092-nucleotide messenger RNA. Lineage: Eukaryota; Dinophyceae; Prorocentrales; Prorocentraceae. The record is from the annotation of a GenBank genome assembly.